CUAGUAUUUCUAAUUUUCCUCCCUCUCUCAACCUCCAUUCAUAUGCUUUUCUAAACCAAAACAUGGCUCAGCUUUCCGUCAAGAGCUUUCAGCUCCUUAGUAGAAGAUCAUAUGCUGUCGCAGCCGAGAACAUGAAAGUGCAAGCAGUGGCAUCAGUUAUGAGGAAUGCAACAGAUUUGAGGACAGAAGUUUUGGCAGAGCAGAAGGAAACGUUCUGGAUGAGAGAUCCCAAGACCGGCAACUGGAUUCCAGAGAAUCAUUUUGGCGACAUUGACGUUGUCGAACUGAGGGAAAAAUUCCUUUCCAAGAAACAGAAAUAAAAGUUCACAACAAUAAAGCCAAUUCAACGACCUGACUUAAAAUAAGAGUUAUAACCAGCAAAGACUUGUAAGCCUAAGCGAGUGAUCAGUGUUAAGUAGGGUUCUUGCUGAUUUCUGUUACUGUGUGCUCAAUAAAUUUUACUUGCUUUCCUGUUGUCCAUUGUGCUAGUUUUGCCAUACUGUAAAGCGUUUCCUUUAACCCUGUGCUUUGAAGAAAUCUUCAAACUUAUCUUCAGGAUGAGUGGUUGACUUAAAACACUAGAGUAACUCCAGUCUUAGUCUCCUCAAGUUAUUCGGCUUAAUAUUCUUCGAAUUG
Molecule: messenger RNA, 636 nt
Organism: Theobroma umbraticum
Lineage: Eukaryota; Viridiplantae; Streptophyta; Magnoliopsida; Malvales; Malvaceae
Product: late embryogenis abundant protein 41-like
Source: RefSeq, a predicted model, not a curated record